Molecule: messenger RNA, 412 nt
Organism: Scleropages formosus (Asian bonytongue)
Lineage: Eukaryota; Metazoa; Chordata; Actinopteri; Osteoglossiformes; Osteoglossidae
Product: galaxin-2-like
Exons: 5
Coding region: 2-412 (136 amino acids)
Source: RefSeq, a predicted model, not a curated record
CAUGUCCAUCUGGGAGGCUUCAAUCUUUUCUAUGAUCGUCCACUGGUGCUGCAUCCAAGGACUGUUUCACCAAGGACAUGUGCAGUCAACCACUGUGGUGAAGUGCUACUCUCCUCCGACCUGCAAUGGCUUUAACUAUGACUCGCACGUUAACUCCUGCUGCAGUAACCAGAUUUACAAGGGCACUGGGCUGUGCUGCUGUGGAAAAAGUUCCUACAAUGCCAUCCAGGACACUUGCUGUAAUGGCAACCUCACCAGGGGUCUAAGUGAGCUGGUGUCGCUUUGCUGUGGUUCAGUGGCAUAUAACCCCCUGAAUGAGAUAUGCUGCAGAUCUUAUGUUUACCCUCGACAGGCCCAUUCAGGUUGCUGUGGGAAAGGUGGGAGAACAUAUCUGUAUAGCAGGUUGAAGUAA